Molecule: messenger RNA, 1177 nt
Organism: Cryphonectria parasitica EP155
Lineage: Eukaryota; Fungi; Ascomycota; Sordariomycetes; Diaporthales; Cryphonectriaceae
Product: amidohydrolase 2
Exons: 1
Coding region: 145-1140 (331 amino acids)
Biological process (GO): secondary metabolic process
Cellular component (GO): cytoplasm; cytosol
Molecular function (GO): carboxy-lyase activity; hydrolase activity
Source: RefSeq, a predicted model, not a curated record
GGAGGCCACUCUGGUCAUCUAAUCUUGAACACUCACACUCUCUCGAUCGUCGUUGAUCGCUAACAGAUAGCAAUACGAACCAUCAUCUGCUUCCCUCUGUCGCACCAGCUUUUCGCCCGCACUUCUCUCGAAAGCAAAAAGAAAAUGUUACCACCCUUCAUCUCUCUCGAGGAGCACUUUGCCCGCGUUACGUCCUAUACCAAGGAAGCAUCCGGCAUAGGGGAGAACUUCUUCGCCGAUGCCCUCCGUCGCCUCCCGGAUGUCGGCCCCCUCCGGCUGCAAAGUAUGGACGACAACAACGUCGUGCGGCAGGUCGUCUCUCACGUCCCCAUGGUCCUCACGCUGCAGCAGGCCAGCGCCGUCAACGACCAGCUCGCCGAGGCGUGCAGGGCACACCCAGAUCGCUUCUCGGGCUUCGCCACCCUGCCGAUGGCCACGCCCGAGGCCAUCGCCGCCGAGCUGACGCGGUGUGUGCAGGAACUGGAAUUCGUCGGGACUCUGGUUGGAAACCACGCCUACGGCACCUUCUACGACGGCCCCGCGUACGAUCAACUCUGGGCCGCGGCCGAGGCACUCGACGUCCCCGUCUACCUGCACCCGGCGGAGCCGAGUCAGGCCAUGAAAGACGUCCUAUACACAGGCAGCUUCUCGGCUACAGACAGCACCCUGCUGGGGACGUUCGCAUACGGCUGGCACGCCGAGGUCGCGACGCACGUCCUGCGCCUCUUCGCCGCGGGGGUGUUUGACAGGUUCCCGCGGCUCAAGGUGAUCGUGGGCCACUUUGGCUCGUCCCUGCCCAUGUUUGUCGACCGUGUGGCCUGGAGCGAGACGCUGGGUGGCUUCAAGGACCGGCAGAGGAACUUCAAGGCCGUGUAUGCUGAGAAUAUCUGGAUUACUACGAGUGGCGUCUGGAGUCUGGACCCAUUGGCGACCAUCUUGAGGAAUACCAAGAUUGAUCACAUACUGUAUAGUGUGGAUUACCCCUUCACCUCGAACGAGAAGGGCUUGGCUUUUAUGCGGAGCCUGCAGGAGAGUGGGCUGGUGGACGAAGAGCAAUUUGCCAUGAUUGCGUAUAAGAAUGCGCAGAAGUUGCUCAAAGUUGAGUAUAAAGGAGGUGCUCCUUUCUUCAGGCUCGAGUAGAACAUAAUUACUUGAAAUGGUGAUGCUGUUCAUACAG